UUAAGCAAAACAUAAGUAUGUGGAUCUAGUCUUCUACAAUAAUGGAGUAAAGCAGGGAGCUUAUAGUCUUUUUCAAACUGCAUUUUUUUUUCCAUUUGCUACUGAGUCACUUAGAGAAAUACUCAGAAGUGCAAUUUUAAUCUUACUUUUGUUAAAAUAUUUCCUCCAUGAGGAAAAUUCCACUAAAACAACCAUUUUAACUUGAGUGGGUCUCUGCAAUUCUUGCGUUUGUCCACAAGAUGGCGCUUUCUAUCUAGAAGAGUGAAGUCAUUUGACUUUUUUUUUUUUUUUUUUUAAUUCCUCUUCAUUUUAUUUCCCUCUUAAACUGAUUUAUUCACUCUCAACCAUGAUGGAAAGUAGCCUUUUUUUAUUACUUGAGAUAAACAUUUCACAUACUUUUAUUUUCAAAACCUAAUUUCUCACGGUGCAUUUUAUUAACCUUUUUUUUUAGUGUUGCAAAGCUUCACAAGUUUUCUUUUUUUUUUUGAAAGUCAGUCACUCAAGUUCACCGCUUUUACCUGAGGGAGUAUUUGUGCUUGUUCAGCCCUUCGCCCUGACCUAUGAAUGAUUCAAGCAGGAAAAGUCAACCACCUCCAAGCAUUAACCAGCGCUCGUGUCUGGCACAGGACGGAAAGGUUUGCAGGAAACUCUUUCAAAUCUGCUCCGGAUGAUCAGGUAUGAAGAGAACUGCAGAUGAGGGGAAAACCAGCCACAUUGAAACUGUAAAAGUCAUUUCAAAACUUCAAGAUCAAAAGUUUUUUUAAACAACAAAACGGAUAAAUGCAGGAAUUCUGCAUUGGGAUCCAUUUAUUUUGAUAAUUUAAUGUUUUCUUCCUAUAUCUGCUCCAGUAAAUUUAUCAAAGUUGUCAAGAGGCAACUCAGUUUUUUUUUUUUUUUUUGUAGGGAAUUUCUGCUGAUCUGUUCCCACUCAGCAGGAUGAAUAAUUAAAGGUUCCUCGCUUUGAAUAAGAAAUAAAGGUGACGGCUCAAAAUGUUUCUGGGCUGAAAAGUUAACGAGAGAUAUCAGGAACUUUGACAUGUCAGCAUUUUUUAUUUUUUAGCUGGGUCUAUAAGAAACUUUUAAAGAAGAUCAAAGUUUGGAAUAAACCUGAAACAAAUCAAGAAGUUAAAGGUAUUUAAAUUUAAGUUUACUGAAACCAUGAAGAGUUGUUGAGAAUUAGGGGAUGGAUGGUUCAGAAUCUUGAUGCCACUUUUUCUGGUGGAUGACGACCUUCAAAAAAGUUUAAUAAUACUUACAAAAAUAAUGUAAAAUAAUAAAACCCCGCAUCUGAUGUUCCAAACUUUGUCUGACCCCUGAAAUAGACUCUUUUAGUGUGAAAAACGUUUGUAUUUUUAAAUGAAAUGAUCUUUUCAAAUGUAAUUCUGAAAGUCUGAUUUCCUGCCUUUGAGCAAAAGUCCCAUUAGGAUGAUAAAGAGCAUUUACUGUUGCUAUUUUAUCUCUUUUCUCACCUGAAGAACCCCUUUUAUAAACAGAUCUCCCUCAUUUCCAGAACGUUUGUCUCAAAUCAACAUGACAAACCGGAGUGGGUCGCUCCCGGGCCCCUGCGCACUGGGAGCCCAUUGAGAGCCCCAUCCUCACCUACGCGGACCUUAUAGAGGCGAAAACUGGAGUGGGAGGGGCCAGGCUUUCUUUCCCGCCGCUGGGUGCUGAUAUUUAGGUAUAAGACCCCACGCAGGAAUGUGAUCGCAUCAGAAAAAAAAUCGAGCUUUGUGCGUCUUCUUGUGUGCGUCAAGCCGGAGCCGCUCCAACAUGCAGCAGCAGCUGAUCCUGUACCUGGCGUGUGCGUGGACGCUGUGCGCGGGAUCAGGAGAUUGGUGCUACCAGUCCCAGUUCUCCUGUGAUCAUCAAUGCAAUGCACCAGAAAACUGGGACCACGCCAGCAGGAACUGUGCUGGAAGAUCCCAGUCACCCGUCAACAUCGUCACCAGAAAGACGAUGAAAGACGACCGCCUGACUCCUCUUAAGUUUGAGAACUACCAACAUAUAUUCCGAGGCUUAAUCAAAAACAACGGCCAUUCUGUUCAAGUCGGAGUUUCUCAUCCCAGCACCAUCUCAGGUGGAGGUCUUUCAACCACUUACAAAGCAGUGCAGUUCCACCUGCACUGGGGCAACAACGGAGGACCAGGAUCUGAACACACCAUUGAUGGGGAGCAGUACCCCAUGGAGCUGCACAUCGUCCACAUGAAGAGCCAAUACAGUGACCUGGGGACGGCCCUGAGGGACAAAGAGGGAGUCGCAGUUCUAGGGUUUUUCUAUGAGAUGUCCAACAGCCCGAACCGAAAGUACGAGUCCCUCAUCAAUGCGCUGAGAAACAUCAAACCUACAAAUGGAAACACGACUCUGUCCCCCAUCGCCUUGGCUGAGCUGAUCCCCCCUGAGCAGAAUCUGACCUCCUACUAUCGUUACAAGGGUUCCUUGACCACCCCCGACUGCAGUGAAUCUGUGGUUUGGACCGUGUUCGAGAACCCCAUACCUCUGAGCAUGGAUCAGCUAAAAGCUUUCUCUGAGCUCCGGUUCCAAAACGGGAAGCCCCUGGUGAAGAACUUCAGGCCGCUUCAGCCCCUGAACGGUCGGACCGUCUUCCGCUCCGGAGGCGCAGCGGUUAUGAUCAGCUCUGCCCUCCUCGUGGUGGCCCUCGCCGUGGGGCUUGAAGUGUCCCAACCCAACUAGAGCGAGGCGUCCUGAAAUGCACUGCGACCUUCAUGAACUCCAAAACGUUCUGCAUCAAUCCUCAGCUGAGCCUGGUUUCUAACGUGUUUAUUGCAUGGUCGGUAAGAUGAUAGACCUCGUUGCAGUGCAGGGAUCACCCCCCCCCACCCAUCACUCCUCCCUUAUGUCACAAAUGACAAAGGUGUCCCAGGACGACCUUAUGAACGGUGCUGUAAGGGUAUGAUCAGCAUUCAUGCAUGCGGAGCAGCAAAACAGAUUUCAGCAUUGUGAAUGUUCCAUAAUACCAAACACUGAGGACAGCAGAUCCCUGAGUCAUGCCAUCACUGUUUUAGCUAAACAGCAAGACACCCAACACAUGACUGAAGUACUCAUUAAACCUCAUCCACCUUGUCCAAUGUCAGGCAAAUUUAGUUUCAGUGAAUGCCACAGUGGUCUGUACUCCUGAGCGCUGCAGCCGGCUCCAUGACCAGCGCCGGGCACAUUUUUACCAGAGCAUGGAGUUAUAAAUAAUCCAGCUGAGUCACAAAAGCGCGUAUCAAAGCCAGCGGUCAUAGGAGUCAGUAUUUGGCUUUUCUUUCAGAGUGAAGCUGUUAGUGGAGCCGCUGAGAGCAGGAGGGACGGCGAAUCCACCAGCCGGUGAAUCCAUGACGAACACCUGCAGGGUGUUCUGAGAGGAAGCUGCAGCCUCUGUGCUCACACGGCUGAAGAUGAGCCGAGUCACAAAGAGGCUGACGCUUCAGCUUCAUGGGGGAAAGGGAAAAUGCAACAGCAGAGCGCUUUCAGAAGGGCUCAGUUGCUUCCUGUCUUGAUGUAUCAGAUGUUUAGUACGAGCUACACACCUGCUGGAGUCACAAAGUGAGUCUGCCAGAAUCCUACACACAAACUGAGAUGAUUCGACUGAAUCUCAGAUGCACUGAAUGUUUCUGACUGAAUUCUGCACGGCUCCCCUGUUUAUUCAGAGGAACUUCUAAUGUAUUCCGGUGAGAGAUCUGCACAAUUUCCCGGACAGUUCAGUAUUUGUUUUUUUUUGGUUGUGUCAUCAGGCAUCAAGUAAAAUCUUCAUGCUGCGUCAUUGUACACAUUUAUACAUGUACUAAAUGUUUUAUAUUGAUUUGAAACAUUUAUUGUUAUUUAUAUAGACAAAGUUUAUACAGAAUGCAAAUGUGUGAAGCAUGACAUCAUUCAAGAGUUACUUAUGACCUUCAAGUACAUGAGAUGCCAAGUUGUAAAGCUUGAAACUGUCAUUGUCGAUAUAGAGAAUGUGUUCCAAGUAAACAAUAAACUGUAUGCUUUUUUUUUUAAA
Molecule: messenger RNA, 3994 nt
Organism: Oryzias melastigma (Indian medaka)
Lineage: Eukaryota; Metazoa; Chordata; Actinopteri; Beloniformes; Adrianichthyidae
Gene: ca4a
Product: carbonic anhydrase IV a
Exons: 8
Coding region: 1771-2691 (306 amino acids)
Cellular component (GO): plasma membrane
Molecular function (GO): carbonate dehydratase activity; zinc ion binding
Source: RefSeq, a predicted model, not a curated record